UUUUUGCGUGCCACGCUUCAUAUCUCUCAUGGACGAUACCCUACUAUUGAAAAUUCAAUACCAAUUUUCAAUUGGAUUAUGGAUAAAAUUGAAGAUUUUGAUAAAGAAGCAAAUAUUGAUGAAAUUGUAAAAAAAGCGGCCUGUAAUGCAAUGGAAAAGUUAAAAAAAUACUAUCAAUAUACUGAUGGAAUAAUAUACACCAUCUCUACUAUUCUUGAUCCCCGGUUAAAACUCACAUAUUAUAAGGAUCAUAAUUGGGAAGAAAAGUAUAUCACGGAAGCACGAGAUGAUAUUAAGAAGUUAUAUGAUACAACAUACGCACCA
Messenger RNA from Rhizophagus irregularis DAOM 181602=DAOM 197198, 324 nucleotides. The record is from RefSeq and is a predicted model, not a curated record. NCBI's taxonomy places the organism in Eukaryota, Fungi, Glomeromycota, Glomeromycetes, Glomerales, Glomeraceae.